This is a messenger RNA of Alternaria postmessia, 1062 nucleotides long. RefSeq lists its product as uncharacterized. The transcript has a single exon. The record is from RefSeq and is a predicted model, not a curated record. Gene Ontology annotation, biological process: mRNA splicing, via spliceosome. Lineage: Eukaryota; Fungi; Ascomycota; Dothideomycetes; Pleosporales; Pleosporaceae. Bases 1 to 1062 code for a protein of 353 amino acids. Gene Ontology annotation, cellular component: U2-type spliceosomal complex.
AUGGGAGGCGACCUCAACCUGAAGAAAUCCUGGCAUCCGCACUUGCGCAAGAAUCAAGAGAGGGUAUGGAAAGAGGAGAAGUCUGCGCUCGAGGAGCGCAAAUUGAUCGAGAAACUUCGCAAGGAACGCGAAGAAGAAGCACAAAUCGAGGAGCUUCAACGAUUGCAAGCUGAGAAUGGCGGCAAAGUCGUGCAGCGACGGGUAGACUGGAUGUACGCGGGCCCAAGUGGUGAUGCAGGCGUUACGGAGGAGCGCGAGGGCUACCUACUGGGCAAGCGCAGGAUUGACAAUCUGUUGAAAGACAACGACACACAGAGCCUACAGAAAGGUGCUGCCGUCGGCAUCGAUGCCGCCGCUGCCGAUCCCAACGCGAAUAACGCUCGCGACACGCAAAAGAAAGUCCUGCAAGAUCCGCUCCUCAUGAUACAAAAGCAGAAGAUGGAGAUGCAGUUGAAGGCUAUGAAGGACGCGCAGAAAGAGGCCAAAUAUGCUGAGAAGCGCGAGAAAGAGAAAGAGCGAGAGCGAAAGCACAAACAUCGGGAUAGGGAGCGGAGCAGAGAGCGAGAGCACAAACACAGCCGGCGUCAUCGAUCACGCUCGCCGCGCAGGAGGGAGGAUCGCGACGAUCGUCGCGAUCGUGACAGCCACCGUAGACGGUCAAGAUCUCGCUCACGAUCACCCUAUCGCAAGCACGGCAGCCGGCGAGAUCGUUCUCAAUCACCGCGUAGGAGAGAGGAUCGUGGCGACCUUCGCGACCGCCAUACAUACCGACGACGGGAUCGCACGCCGCCUAGAAAACAACCUAAUGAUGCUGAAGCCCAUCAGAGCGCGGCCGAUCGUCUCGCCGCUAUGCAAGCAGAGGCGACAUCGCUCGAGGAGCAGCGGGCCGAGCGUGUUCGACAACAGGAAAUCAAGGAUAGAGAGGAGGAGGAAAAGCAGAAGAUACAAAAGGACGGUGGACGUCGCUUCAUCUCGAGCAUGCGCGGGCAAGCUUCCAACAUGGAUCUAGGCGAUGCGAUCGCUCGUGGACGCCAGAAUCUAAGGGCAGAGGUUGACGCUUGA